Molecule: messenger RNA, 228 nt
Organism: Didymodactylos carnosus
Lineage: Eukaryota; Metazoa; Rotifera; Eurotatoria; Philodinida; Philodinidae
Source: the annotation of a GenBank genome assembly
AUGUCCAGACAGACAGCCAGUACGUUUCUAGUUGAUGAUGACGAUAUUUCAUCUGAGCAAUUCGAUAGACGUUCAACAGGAAAUGGUAUUGAAUUUAAAUCCAGGACAGUGUCAUUAAAUAAUAUUCAUGACAUAGCAUUGAUGUGUAAGCCAGAACCUCGACAAAAAGUAUUAUCAACAACGGCAGCAAGUUCACAAACAAAGACAAAUGUUCUAACUGCAACAUAA